AUGAGGUUAACAUCGUGCUUGUUCUUGUCGGUGUUGAUGGACAUAAUCGGUAAACUCGAUGGUGCCGCCAUCACUUCCGCCAAUGGGAAUACUGGUCUAAUGGCACAAGAGUUUAACCAAGAGAUGGCUGAACUUCACGGUGCGGGGGCACCACGACAACUUGGGGUAAAUGGAAUGGGUCAACAUAAUGAAUUUGAAUGGCGAAACACCCAAGCUGUUGGUACGAAAGGAAUCAAUGGUCAACAGUUUUUUGGUGAAAAUGAAAAUGAAGGCAUUGCCAAUGGGAAUGGUGUGAAUGGAAUGGCCGAGCAGGAGUUCGGGGAAUUCGAAGGACCGAGAGCGUUCCAACAAGUGUCGACUGGAAACGCUAAUAAUGGUAACUGGAAUCAGAAAGAUUAUGCAUGGGGAGAAUAUGGAUGGGAAGAACCAAAUCGAUGGAAAAGACAAGUCGAUUUUGAAGGUGAAGGACGUAACGAUGGAUGGGAAGGAACCCGGAUGUUAAAUGCUGACAAUGGUUUGGAACAAUGGAAUGAAAAUGUCUUGGGUGACUAUGGUAACGAAAAGAAGAAACGAGCCACUAAAAUGAAAGAUGUGAACCAAUGGGUCAUGCGAGGAAUCAGUCAUGUUAAUUUUGCUGAUAUUGAUUGGGCAGGACAGAUAGCUCGAGCUAUUGCCAAGUGGAACCGAAUGCAAGUCUUAGCUAACACCAAGUCUAAGGCCAGAGCAAACAAUGCUGACGAACUAGCGGGCUGGCAACAGGGUACUGCAACAACUGAUUUACCCAUCGGAGAUCCAGGAACACUCAUCCCGACGACUGGUGCACCAAGUGAUCUUCCACCCGUGCAACAGGGUGUAGCUGUAGGUACUCAAACCUCUGAUGUACCCAUCGGAGAUACAGGAACUCUCAUCCCAACAGAUGGUGGUACAGAUCUUCCGCCUACCACUGCCACCGGAAAUGUUAUGGGUGUAACUGACAAUGGUAUUAUUGAUGUUCCCGUAACCACGUGGUCACCGCGCCAGAUUGCAGCUGCAGCUGAUUACACCUGGGGUGAUUACAGGCCUGGCGAGCAACCUGUCCAAGAACCAAACGACGGCAUCGACUAUAUGGUUGACAAUGGACAAGAUCCCGAGUUUCCUCCUUUUGCAGCGGUAAUGAAGUCACAGGGAGGUGAUUGGCAAAUUGAUAAUGGUGUUGCUGGAGAACAAGGUGCUGCGAAUGAAUGGGCAACAAAUGACGGAAAUAGGGCAAAGAAUUAUGAUAACAACAACGCAGAUUAUGGUCAAGGAGGCAACAACCGAAAUAAAAGAGCGCCACCUCGAGUAAAAAGCGUGAAUGAAUGGAUUCUUCAAGAUAUCAGGAAAGUAAAUUUUGCAGAUGAUGACUGGCUAGGACAAAUCGCCAUGGCCAUUGCAGUUUGGAAACAGCGUCAUGCUGCUGAUAAAGUCAAGGCAUUUGCUGUCGAUUAUGGUAAUCCCACUACAGAUACAACAGUCGAUAUGAACACCCCCGGUGAUAUCCCAUUGCUAGUUCCCGUACCAGUUGAUUUAAACGCUGACAUACCCGCAGUUGCUGCCGCUACAACUAUCACUAACGUACCUUCAAGUAUGAACAUAAACGCUCCAACAUUUGAAGGACCAACGACUCCAGUAAACGUACCAGCAACAAUCAACGCAUUUGUAGAUGAUCCCACAUUAGGGGCAGUGAAUGUUCCAAGUAGUGUAAAUGGUAAUACACCAAUAAUUGUUUUACCAGCUGUACCUGAUACAACCUUAUCUUAUGCCAAUGCUGCUGAAGAUUUUACUACAGUUCCUACUAGGAACAUAGUGGCAGCAUACCCAAGCUUUAGUGCUACUGCAAUGGAGUUCACUAAUGAGGUGACAGGUGAGAAGGGCUCAAUGACCCAGAAUUUCCUAGAACCAGCACGAUUGAUAAACACCUAUACAGCUGUGACUGACCCUAACCCAGAACAAACCACAGGUCAGGAUUACGUGGUCACGGAUGGUGUAACUAUGGAUUUGAAUCAGAUCAAUUUUGAUGCUCCUGUCAAUCCUGAACCAUGGAUGGCUGACGCUAACAAAGGAGAUUACGGCUGGGGCGACUAUGCUUGGACUGAAAACAGGGCGGUGAAAGUGGACCAAUGGGGGAAUGAAAACAACGCCCAGAACAACGCCGAUUAUAAUUAUGGGGACUAUACUGGACAGUCUCAACUGAAUGGUGCAGAUUACAUUACUAAUGGACAAACCAUCACUCCAGAUUAUACCGGCGUGAAUUAUGCAACUGUAGACUAUACGAACGCUGGUAAACAGGUACAACCAGUGACUGACGGAAAUGUGCCAGCUGGGCAAUGGAAAGGGGACUUCAAUUGGAAAGAUUAUGGCUGGGCUGGGAACACCAAUGAUAGAAAAAGACGAGAGGUAGAAAAUGAGGGCUGGUGGGACAAACGCCAGUUAAAAGGAAUGACCAAUGGCUUUGAUUACCAAUUAAAGAGUGGAAAAACGAAACGAGCUGCCACCAUCAAUGAUUUGAAUAAAUGGAUUAUGAGCGAUAUCGACAAAGUGAAUUUCGGUGAUGAUGAUUGGUUGGGACAGAUUGCCAUGGCAAUAGUAACUUGGAGAGAACGGGCAAUGGCUGAAAGUGGUGGACAGAUUGUGACAAAUGGUGAUACACCAAAUCCAAUAGAUAAUGCCGAUAAUGGUGCACAAAAUGUCCUACCAAUUGACACCACAACACCGAACCCUGGUUGGAAUGGAACAACAAAUCCUGCUGUCGAUACUAUACCAGAUUUACAGUUCGGGACAGAAGCAUCGAGAGCCUUGAAUGCUCCUAACGAUGCCAACAAUGUUGUUGAUGAAGCUGAUACACAGAAAAUCAAGGCUCCGCGAGGAUUGAGAGGUCCAUGGAAUGCAGACUACGUCCCUGGCGACUACAGUUGGGGAAAACCACCCCUGGUCAGUCCACAGAACAUAUAUAAUGGAGACUACAACUGGUUGGAUUAUGCUCUUGGAAAUCUGCUGGAUACUGGAAACCAGGGUGAUUAUAAUUGGGGUGCUGUGGAUUAUAUCGGUCAGCAGCCGACAGUUCCUGAAAUUCAAGCUAAUCCCGAAGGAAACGGGGCCGAUGUUGGCUUUGAGACGAAUCCUAAGAUGAUGGACGGUACAAACUUAUUUAAUGUAGAUUAUGGGAAUACUGAUUAUGGAUUUGAUGGUCAGAAUCAGGUUGUUGAAGCCAAUGGACAGAUCAAGGGAGAUAAACCUGUAGCUGACACCGGAAAUGUGAAGCAGGUCGUUGGUGAAGUGAAUCCAGAUUAUCAAACUACCACUGGUGGAACCGUUCGUCCACCGGAUUACCAAACGGCCACUGGUGAAACGGUUCGUCAGUUUCAAGAACCGAUAGGUGAAAUGAACCCGGAUUACCAAACGACAACUGGUGGAACCGUUCAAAUCAAUGCUGGUGAUCGACCUAAUGCUGGUGAGACUAACUGGCAGGAUAAUGGAUGGCAACCUGCCAGACAAACUGGUAAUGCAAAUUGGUUGGGAGAUUUCAACUGGGGAGAUUACGGCUGGGGAGGGAACACCAAUGACAGAAAAAAGAGAGAGGUUGAAAAUGAAGGCUGGUGGGACGUCCGUAAACUGACAAAACCAAUGAACAAUGAUUAUAGUUGGACCGACUAUGGAUUAAGCAUAGAAAGGGCAAAGAGAGCUGCUACUAAUAUGAAAAUUGCUAAAGCUGUGAACGAGUGGGUGUUGAGGGACAUUAACAACGUUAAUUUCGCAGACGACGAUUGGCCGGGAAUGAUAGCUCAAUCUAUUGCUACAUGGAAAAGACAUUUCAUUAAAACUGGACAUAAACCUCUUGGCUUUGACCGAAUGCCACACGGAAUAGCAGCUACUACAAAUGGUGCUACACCUACCACAAACAAUGGUGCAAUGGCUGUCGCAAACAAUGGUGCAAUGGCUACUGCGGUCGAUGGUGCAACAGCUACCGCAAAUGAAGGUGAAGCCACUACCAUCAACGUUGUAUCAACUACAAAUGGCGUAACAUCUCCCGAGAUCGAUGGUAACAAUGCUCAAAUAGAUCCGUGGACACUUGGAACUACCAAUGGACCAUUAAAUGCUGCAGUAGAUGUAUUAACCGAUAAUGGUCCUGAUGGUGCUGUAAAGAUGGCAAAUGAUAUGUGGAAGGAUUAUGGUGUGACAAAUACUGAUUACCGUGUUUAUGUACCGGAAACCACGACUGUAAAGAUGGCAAAUGAUAUGUGGAAGGAUUAUGGUGUGACAAAUACUGAUUACCGUGAUUAUGUACCGGAAACCACGACUUUCACUUGGUCUACAGACACACCUGUGUCAAAUGCAAUAGACGACACUCCACUUGUAGGAGAAUGGAAUAAGCAAAUAAACUAUCCCGACUGGAAUGCCGAAACUAUACCUGAAACAAAUGCCAUAGAUGGUAGUCCAUUACUAGAAAACUGGAAAAGGCAAAUAAACCAAGCUGGUGAAACUGGUCAGACCAUACAAGCAACUCCAGAACCAACAGCAGCAAUUGCCUAUCCUGGUGUGGGCGAUGCUGUUAAUCCGAUACGACAGCUUAAGGGUGUAUCUGUGGAUGCACCAACCGGAGACAGUAGUGUUGUAGAAAACCCUAAUAUCAUCAUUGAAAGCGACGGAGUUCCAGACCUAACACAGAAUAGUACCACCAAACAGCAAAACAAUGGAGGACUGGAGGACGAACUAAACACAAUCGAUAAUCCUGGAGGUCUUGCAGUAAGAGCAAUUAACGCAGCAACCAACACUCAAGCAGAAUCUCAAAUUUUGAAUAAUCAGAGCAGUAAAACAACGGCGGUUGGUGAUCAGCGUACUGCUACCAUUGCUGAUACAGACCCUAACCAAUCUUUCACAGAUGCCCAGAUUAAAAGGCUGAAAAAGAUCGCUGUCGGAAAUGGAGUAAAUGUUGACGGAGCUCCAGGAGAUCUUAAUGAAAUCAACUGGUUUGAUUAUGCCGGUUUCGGAGAAUACGAAGGAGGAGUUAGACAACAAAAUGGUGGAUUUUUUGAAGAACCAGCUGUACAGGGGCUAGGAGCUGAAGCCGGAAACGCUGAGAUGAACGAUUAUAAUUGGAUCGAUUACGGCAAAACGCAGCAGUUUAUCGAUUACGACGGACCUGGAUUGCAACAAGGAGUAGAAAGAAAUGCCGAAGGCGUUCCAAACGAACCCGAUUUCAACGUAUUUGAACUUAAUGCUGCGGGAUUCGUGGACGGCCAAAAUGAUCUUCAGAAACUUGAAGGAGGCAAUGAGCCAUGGCAACCAAGUGGUACUGUUUGGGCGGAUUAUGGCGGUAACCGAAUGAAGAGGGAAGUAGACCAAGUAAAAACUUCUGGAAGAACCAAGAUGACGCCUGCAAUGAGCAGAAAUCAAAGAAUUGUACUUGUGGAGAAUCUUUUAAAAUCAGCGCUGAUGGGUCACAGUGAAGAUACAAACAGGAAUCAUCAUCACAUGACGACCACUCAUCAAACCACAAACAGAAAAACUUUGAAAACGAUUGGAGAUAUCGGUGCUAGAAAAAAAUGGCUAUCCAGACGAUUAGCAGCUUAUAAUGUUUUAGAAGGUUUACCUCUCAGACGAUAUAUUGUUCCAAGCGAAAUCGAGAAUUGGUGGACCAGAAAGCAAAUCAAUGGCGGCGGGCGGGAAUACGGCAGAAAUAAGCGUGGCGUAUUUGGACAUAAAGACGUCGGUCAUGACGUCAACAAUGUUGACAGACGUAUUUCGAUGCCGGACGCUCAUUUUAGACAGCAUGAAUUUUCCAGUAGCUUGCUUGGUGGUAAAAAAGCCUUCAAAACCCAGUUUACCGACGGUUUUGAUGGACAUCGAGGUAACAUUAAGGAUCAAGGAUUGAACAACGGAGUAAUCUUUUCCAAAUUCCAUACUAAUGAUAUAAAAAGAUCCACGAACGAACCAAUUAAUCCUACUUUUGUGACACUGGGAUCUUUGGUCGAUGAGGAAUCUCCUGUGAUUAAUAAUGAUGUGAAUUUUAGAGCAAGUGCUCCAGCAACAAUGAACCCUAAACCGGAAGUUAAAGAGCGUGUUGCUAAGGCAUUUGUGAAAUCGAAUGAAAAUGUUCAAAUAACCCAUAAUGUUGACUUACCUAAAUACUUUCCUCGCCAGUAUCGGGACAAGACAUUGGGAAAUUUGUUAGAUGUACUUAAGAUUGGUGAUGCCGGACGAGGAUACAUUGAAAGUGUUCAAAACAAUGGGGACAGAUCUAUCAAGAAUGUGUGA
Molecule: messenger RNA, 6273 nt
Organism: Lottia gigantea (owl limpet)
Lineage: Eukaryota; Metazoa; Mollusca; Gastropoda; Lottiidae
Exons: 2
Coding region: 1-6273 (2090 amino acids)
Source: RefSeq, a predicted model, not a curated record